Molecule: messenger RNA, 975 nt
Organism: Theobroma umbraticum
Lineage: Eukaryota; Viridiplantae; Streptophyta; Magnoliopsida; Malvales; Malvaceae
Gene: RSL1
Product: RHD SIX-LIKE 1
Biological process (GO): regulation of DNA-templated transcription
Molecular function (GO): DNA-binding transcription factor activity; protein dimerization activity
Source: RefSeq, a predicted model, not a curated record
AUGGCACUUGCCAAGGACCCUCUCUGCUCAGUUCAAACCACUGCCUUUAGUGGAAACUUGUUGGGGGAUGUUUCCUCCCCUGAGCCUUACAAAUUUGAAGGAGGAGGUGGCUUGGAAAAGCCUGGUGGGGUUGUCAAGAAUUUUUCCAUGAGUAGUUCUACUUCAUUUUCUUCUCCAAGCAGUGUGAAUUCUGAUGGUUUGGCGUUCCGGCCUGUGAACUAUCACCCAGAGGAAGUUCAUUCUUUGAUAAACUUCAAGGGCAACGGGUAUGAUAACUUCAUGAAUGGGACUAAUGGAUCUCUGCUUAGCUUUGAGCAAAAUGAGAGGGUUCUGCAAAACACUUACUUGAAAACUAGUAGUCACAAAGAUGAGUACUCAAUAUGGGGGGGCAGUUUGAAUCAGAAUUACCAGUGGAAUCAGGCGAAUCCGAAGAGCAGUACCGAUCCUCGAGUGGUGGAAGAUUUCAGCUGCUUUGAAACUGCUAGCAAUUUUAAUUCCAUGACAAGUGCUACAAAAGAAAACCAUGGGGAUUGGUUAUACUCAGAAGCAGCUGUAGUUGCUGAUAGUAUCCAGGAGUCAGGAUCACCAGAAGCAGCUGGCCUCAAGCGUCCCCAUACGGGAGAGAGCAAUCAAGCUUUGAAGAAACAAUGCUCCAACGAAGCUAACAAGGCAAAAACUAAGUCAGGACCAUCAAAGGACCCUCAAAGUAUUGCAGCCAAGAAUCGACGUGAGAGGAUCAGUGAGCGGCUGAAGAUACUACAGGAACUGGUACCCAAUGGCUCCAAGGUUGAUCUGGUUACCAUGCUGGAGAAAGCCAUUAGCUACGUCAAGUUUCUUCAGUUGCAAGUGAAGGUGUUGGCAACAGAUGAGUUUUGGCCUGUCCAAGGUGGGAAAGCUCCCGAUAUUUCUCAAGUAAGAGAAGCCAUUGAUGCUAUACUCUUGUCUCAGAAAGACAGGAAUUCAAGCUCAAAGUAA